ACACCGACUAGCUCGUUCGCUAAUGCCUAGCACAGUGGCCACACAUACAUAGAAACGUAGAUAAACUUUACGCAACGUCUGUGGCCAAGCAGGUCUUAUAGAAAGAAAGAGAUAGAGAGGAAAAUCGGGAGUGAGAGAGAACAGCGAGAAAUUGUACGUACACAUGGCAACCGCAGUGGCAAAAGUUGGAAAAUCAGUUCACCGCAUUUUUGUGGGCAAUUUACCCUGGACGGUGGGCCACCAGGAGUUACGCGGCUAUUUCAAAGAGUUCGGACGUGUUCUAAACGCCAACGUGAUUUUUGAUAAAAAAACCGGAUGCUCCAAGGGCUACGGCUUUGUGAGCUUCAACAGUUUGCAGGCGCUCGAGAAAAUCGAAAACGAACAAAAACACAUAUUGGAGGGCAAUUAUUUGAACAUACAAAAGUCAUAAAUUCAAUAUAAAUUUUAAAUC
Drosophila arizonae is the source of this 451-nucleotide messenger RNA. It is a transcript of the gene SLIRP1, whose product is annotated as SRA stem-loop interacting RNA binding protein 1. The record is from RefSeq and is a predicted model, not a curated record. Gene Ontology annotation, molecular function: RNA binding. Lineage: Eukaryota; Metazoa; Arthropoda; Insecta; Diptera; Drosophilidae.